AUGUAUCUUUUACAGAAAGAACUCAAAGAAAUGAUGCAAGAGUGGAAUAUACAUAGAAUCAGAAAAUCUAAGAAUAGUAUAUGUUGUUAUGGUCGACCCAUAACUAUGUUUGAAAUCCCUGAAGAGCAAAACACCAUAGACUUUAUACAUACAGUUGAAAUCAGCGAAUUACAACUCUGCAAAAAUGAAAACAUGUAUUCUACGAACAUAUGUUGUGAUGAAACUGUUUAUGAACUUUGCAAUAUUAUCCUAGCAGAAAAAAGAAUUGCUAUACCUGAUGAUCCUUACAGCAUUAUUGAUUAUAUAUAUAUUAUGUUAAGAAAUACAAUACAAGAAAAAAUAAAUUAA
Molecule: messenger RNA, 348 nt
Organism: Macrosiphum euphorbiae (potato aphid)
Lineage: Eukaryota; Metazoa; Arthropoda; Insecta; Hemiptera; Aphididae
Source: the annotation of a GenBank genome assembly